Molecule: messenger RNA, 5903 nt
Organism: Gymnogyps californianus (California condor)
Lineage: Eukaryota; Metazoa; Chordata; Aves; Accipitriformes; Cathartidae
Gene: ABCC6
Product: ATP binding cassette subfamily C member 6
Exons: 31
Coding region: 1-4578 (1525 amino acids)
Biological process (GO): transmembrane transport
Cellular component (GO): membrane
Molecular function (GO): ATP hydrolysis activity; ATP binding; ABC-type transporter activity
Source: RefSeq, a predicted model, not a curated record
AUGGUGGCGGGCGGUGCGCUGUGCGGCUCACAGGACUGGAACCAGACAUGGUAUACAAACACCCCAAGAUUUACCUGGUGCUUUGAGAGUACAGUCAUUGCUUGGAUCCCUUGUGCCUAUCUUUGGAUCUGUUUUCCUUUCUACUAUUUGUAUCUUCGACACAAAAACAAAGGCUAUAUCAGGAUGUCCCACAUCUUCAAAACCAAAAUGGUCCUUGGAUUCAUCCUGGUAAUACUGUGUUUUUCUAAAGUCUUCUUUGUACUGUGGGAAAUAAGCCAAGGAAUCCCACGGGCUCCAGCAUUCCUCAUUAGCCCUGCCGUGGUGGGAAUCACAAUGAUCCUUGCCAUGUUCCUUACCCAGGUGGAAAGAAUGAUGGGCAUCCAGUCUUCAGGCAUCCUGUUGAUUUACUGGCUGCUCUCAUUCAUGGCUGCAGUUGUGAUGUUUAGUUCCAAAGUCCAACAUGCCCUGGAAAGAGGCUUCCUGGAAGACCAUUUCCACCACGUUACAACUUACCUUUAUGUUAGCCUGGUGCUAGGAGAACUUGUGUUAUUCUGCUUAGUUGAUCACCCUCCCUUCUUCUCUAAAGCUGUCAACAAUCCUAAUCAGUGUCCAGAAGCCAGCACCUCUUUUCUUUCCAAAAUCACAUACUGGUGGUUCUCUGGGCUUCUCUGGAAAGGCUGUCAGCAGUCCUUGGGGGUGGAUGACUUGUGGGCAGUGAGGAAAGAGGACUCCUCUGAAGAAAUUGUUGCCUGGGCCGAAAGAGAAUGGAAGAAGUGUCAUAGCAGAACCCAGCAAAAAAUGGAGUCUGCUGCAUUUAAAAAGGAUCAGAAGAGUGAAACUGGCGUAGCAGAAGCUGAAGAGACAGAGGUUCUACUGCAAUCAGAGCACAGUCAGAGCGGGCCCUUACUGAAAGCAUUUUGGAGCAUGUUUGGAACCUAUUUCCUCCUCAGCACUGUCUGCUUAGUUAUCUGUGAUGUCUUCUUGUUCUCCAUCCCAAAGUUACUGAGCCUUUUCCUGGAGUUCAUUGAAGAUCAAGAAGCAGCUAGCUGGCAUGGUUAUUUCUAUGCCUUCGCUAUGUUCCUUUUGGCUUGUCUCCAGACUCUGUUUGAACAACGAUAUAUGUACAUGUGUCUUGUUCUGGGGUUGAGACUGAAAACUGCAGUAACAGGGCUUGUGUACAGGAAGAUCCUAGUUAUGUCAAAUGCAUCAAGGAAAGCAGCAACAAUAGGUGAAAUUGUUAAUCUGGUAUCUGUUGAUGUCCAAAAGCUAAUGGAUCUGAUUAUCUAUUUUAAUGGGACAUGGCUUGCUCCUGUUCGGAUUAUCAUCUGCUUUGUCUUCUUGUGGCAGCUUCUUGGGCCAUCUGCCUUGACUUCGAUUGCUGUAUUCCUUUUUCUUUUGCCUCUGAAUUUCGUGAUCACCAAGAAGAGGAGUCAGUUUCAGGAGACCCAGAUGAAACAUAAAGAUGAGCGGGCCAAACUCACCAAUGCCAUUUUCAGCGACAUUAAAGUAAUCAAACUGUAUGGCUGGGAGAAAACCUUCAUGGAGAAAGUGCUUGGUAUCCGGAAGCAAGAACUUCAGGCCCUAAAAAGAUCUCAGAUUCUCUUCUCAGCAUCUCUAGCUUCUUUCCAUUCAUCAACUUUCCUGAUUGCAUUUGUCAUGUUUGCUGUCUACACCCUGGUGGAUAACACACACAUCCUGGAUGCUCAGAAGGCCUUUGUAUCUUUAACACUGAUCAACAUUCUCAACACUGCGUACUCCUUCCUGCCGUUCUCCAUAAAUGCUGCUGUCCAGGCCAAAGUUUCUUUAAGCCGCUUAGCAGCUUUUCUGAAUCUGGAAGAACUGAAUCCUGAGAGCUCAAGCAGAAACACUUCUGACUGUGUACAGGCAAGUAUCACCAUAAGAAAUGGGACUUUUUGCUGGAGCAAAGAAACUUCUCCUUGUCUUAGAAGGAUAGAUCUUACCGUGCCCCGAGGCUCCUUGCUUGCUGUAGUUGGCCAGGUGGGUGCUGGAAAGUCCUCCUUGCUGUCAGCGUUACUUGGUGAGCUGGAGAAGACGGACGGCUGCGUGACCAUGAAGGACACCGCAGCUUAUGUCCCCCAGCAAGCUUGGAUACAAAACGCUUCAGUGGAAGAUAAUAUUCUCUUUGGGAAAGAGAUGAAUGAAACAUGGUUCAAUAGAGUGAUAGACGCUUGUGCACUGCAACCUGAUUUGGAGAGCUUCCCUGCAGGGCAGAAGAGUGAAAUAGGAGAGAAGGGAAUAAAUAUAUCUGGAGGGCAGAAGCAAAGAGUGAACCUUGCUCGUGCCGUGUACCAGAAGGCUUCAAUUUACCUACUCGAUGACCCCCUCUCAGCUGUUGAUGCCCAUGUUGGACAGCACAUUUUUGACCAUGUUCUUGGACCCAACGGCUUACUGAAGGACAAGCAGACUCGUGUGCUGGUGACUCACACAAUCAACGUUUUGCCUCAAGUGGACAACAUUGUUUUUCUGGUGGAUGGAACAAUCUCAGAAAUUGGUUCCUACCAAGAACUUCUACAGAGAAAUGGGGCCUUUGCAGAAUUUCUUCAUUCACACAUUACUGCAGAAGAGAAGGCAGGCACUGGUUUUCCAGGCUAUACAGGACAAAAUGGGAUUCUAAAGCAUUUAGGAAAAAACUGCAUUUAUUUCACAGCUAUAGGAGACACCAAAGGCACCAUCACCUCUAGAAAUGGUCCAUCACAGGAGAAGCUCUUUAGUGACAAUUCAGUCAGAUCUUCUGCUAUGGGAAGGGAGACCAGUCCUGUAAGUCAAGACUGUACCACUGCUGCAGCCAUCAAAGGAAGAUUAACCAAGGGAGAGAAAACUCAGCAUGGCAGGGUUAAUACUUCAAUUUAUGCAGCCUACCUGAAGGCGACAGGCUUACCACUGUGUGUGUACAUCAUUCUGUUGUUCACAUGUCAGCAAGCUGUGUCAUUUUCUCGUGGUUACUGGCUCAGCAUGUGGACAGAUGACCCUGUUCACAACGGGACACAAGAGCACACAGAGCUGAGAGUUGGAGUCUUUGGUGCACUAGGAGUGGUUCAAGCCCUUGGCAGAUUUGCCUCCACAGCAGCAGUCCUUCUAGGUGGCGUGUUAGCAUCGCACAAGCUGUUUCUGCAGUUGCUGAGGAAUGUUGCUAGAUCCCCAAUGGUCUUCUUUGAGCAAACGCCCAUUGGAAACUUGCUGAACCGCUUCUCCAGAGACAUGGAUGCUAUUGAUUCUGUCAUCCCUGACAAGCUGAAGUCCUUGCUGGGAUUCUUGUUCAACUUGCUGGAGAUCUACCUUGUGAUUAUAGUGGCUACACCAAGGGCAGCAAUGGCCAUCGUGCCCUUGACUGUUCUUUAUGCUGCAUUCCAGCACUUCUACGUCAUCACCUCCUGCCAGCUGAGACGCAUAGAGGCUGCCAGCAGGUCACCCAUCUACUCCCACAUUUCAGAAACUUUCCAAGGGAGCAGUGUGAUCCGUGCUUACAAGGACCAGGAGAGGUUUAUUUUGAAGAGCAAUUUUCUAGUGGAUGAGAAUCAGCGAAUAGGCUUCCCUGGAGCAGUUGCUGACAGGUGGCUUGCUACAAACCUGGAGUUUCUGGGUAAUGGCAUCGUGUUGUUUGCAGCACUGUUUGCAGCAAUGGGCAGAACACAUCUUAGUCCAGGAACUGCUGGCUUCUCCAUUUCAUAUGCUCUUCAGGUAACUGGUGUUCUGAACUGGAUGGUGCGCUCCUGGACAGAAAUAGAGAACAACAUUGUUUCUGUAGAGAGAGUGAGAGAAUACUUGAGGACUCCUAAGGAGGCACCCUGGACUCUGAAUGGCAAACUUCAAGGUCAAGUUUGGCUCACUGAAGGAAGAAUUGAAUUUAGAAACUAUAGUUUGCGAUACAGGCCAAAUUUGGAGUUAGCACUGAAGCAUGUCAAUCUAACCAUCAAUGGGCAUGAGAAGAUCGGCAUAACUGGAAGAACAGGAGCUGGGAAAUCUACUCUUGCUGUGGGAUUGCUGCGAUUAGUGGAAGCUGCGGAAGGAGCAAUCCUAAUUGACGGACUAGAUAUUGCUCAACUAGGUCUCCAUGACCUUAGAACCAAGAUAACUGUCAUUCCCCAGGAUCCAGUUUUGUUUUCUGGCUCUCUAAGAAUGAAUCUCGACCCAUUAAACCAAUACACUGAUGCAGACAUCUGGACAGCUUUGGAACUGACUCAGCUCAAGAACUUUGUUGCAGAUUUGCCAGAUCAGUUGGAAUAUAAGUGCACUGACCAAGGGGAAAACCUAAGCACUGGUCAGAAACAGCUGGUUUGUCUGGCCAGAGCACUUCUUCGGAAAGCCAAAAUCCUCAUUCUAGAUGAGGCCACAGCAGCAGUAGAUUUAGAAACUGAUCUUCAGAUUCAAUCCACCCUGAGGACUCAGUUCAAAGACAGCACAGUGUUAACAAUAGCUCACCGGAUAAACACCGUCAUGGACUGUGACAGGAUUUGUGUCUUGGAAAAUGGUCAGAUAGCUGAAUUUGACACUCUGGAACACUUAAUAGCUCAGAAGGGACUGUUCUACAGACUGAUGGAAGAAUCAGGCCUUGCGUGACUCAAUCACAGAGCAUACCAUAAUGCCACCACUAUCAGGAAUAAUUGAUCUCGUAAUUGAGUUGUUACCUUGGUUUCACUCUAAAAUGCCUGACACUCAACCAAAUCAUGUUUGAGCUAUAACCACAGUGAGUAGGUGAAAAGGGUGACUUGGGAUACACGUUAUUUCCGUAGGAAACUUAGCAAUUCCAUUUUCAUUAUGUUUCCAGAUACCAAAACCUCACCCUUUGUUGAAAAUGAGCCAGUCAGAACUUAAAUGCCAUGUUGCUUUUAUGGUGUAAAAGAAAACAUGCCAAAAGAAAAAGACCACAGCAUUUCCGAUUUAUACUAUAAAUGGAGCCUAAAUAUACUGCCAUACCUAAAGAUUACACAGAUUAUUUUUAAAAGCCAACAAGAUUUUAUGGACAGCAAGCAAGAAUUUAACUGGUAGCAAGCAAACUUAACUGUGUACAGCUUGUCCUAAGGUCCAGGCAGAACAAAUUUAGUCUUGUGCCAAUGUCUUAAGGACUGCUCACCUGAGUGCUGUUCUUACACAGAUGUGGACUCCAAGGCAGCAGCUGGAUCUAGUCACCCAAAGUGCACAAACACUGGGGGAAUAAGGAAGAGGAAGUGGGAUGCCCCUAAGCACAAGAGCAUACGGCUGCCUGUGGGCUGCCUGUUGUCACAGCUGGGGAUCAGAUCCACUCCAUCUCUUUCCAUGUCAGCUUUGGAGGGGCCCCGAGUGAAUCAUGCUGUGCAGAGGGCUGACAGACUGCCUGGAGGAAGAGAGCCAGCUUAGACACGGGCUUGCUGAUGCAGGAGAGAAUAACUUGGCUGGGAGUGGGCAGCAGAGCAUUGUUCCUUCUGCUUGAAGGCUUCGAGCAGCCCUGCUACCAAAUGCCAGUUGGUCACAGCGGAGCAUGUCCAAACACCGACACUAACAUUUCCAAAUUGAAUUUGGCCACAAUGAAUUUGUGCGGUGGAAACCGUCCUCCUCCGAUCCCUGCAGUGUGGCAGUCUGGCAGACUGGGAGAGUAGCAGGGACUCACCUGUCGACCUGGUGGUUCAUUCCUGGUUUUCUUCUUGAGUGCAAGUUUACCUCCUGCAUGUGCCACCCGGGCGCCGCAGAGCCUCUGGCAUGGUUAUCUUUCAGAUGUUACUUUAACAAACCAAAACGGCAGCUGAAAGCAAAGCCUUCCUGGGCUUCCCACAGUGCCGAGGAGCUGCGGUCAGAGCUGUCCCCAAGUCUCUCCUCAGGAAUCACAACAAGACAACGUGACAAACAAAUCAUACUGUGAGAUACUGCUGUUUACUGUGACUUUUGUUAAAGCACUUCAUUUUCUAGAA